Molecule: messenger RNA, 838 nt
Organism: Fusarium oxysporum Fo47
Lineage: Eukaryota; Fungi; Ascomycota; Sordariomycetes; Hypocreales; Nectriaceae
Product: NUDIX hydrolase domain-like protein
Exons: 3
Coding region: 211-678 (155 amino acids)
Biological process (GO): dGTP catabolic process
Cellular component (GO): cytosol
Molecular function (GO): 8-oxo-7,8-dihydrodeoxyguanosine triphosphate pyrophosphatase activity
Source: RefSeq, a predicted model, not a curated record
UAUAAUCACUGCCCGCCAUUGUUACACAUCCCACCACAGAAUAUACGCUUUCGCGAUGACUCAUCAGCUUAGCUGCGUAACUGCGCCUGGCUGGGCGUUCUUCUAAUCAACACAAAACUGAAGCCAUACCCUUGCCUUUUCUUCGGAAAACAAUAUCGCGAACUCAUUAACCAACAUCUCUUUUGUUUUAUAUCCGAAACUCGUACCAGAAUGUCUGCAGAAGCUCCUCACCCCCGCGUCGGCGUCGCCGCCCUCAUUUACAACCGCGAAGGCAAGUUUCUCACUGGAAAGCGGAUAGGGAGUCACGGAGCCGGCACUCUUCAGUUACCAGGAGGUCAUCUCGAGUACGGCGAGAGCUUUCUCGCGUGCGCGGAGCGAGAAACCCUUGAAGAAACAGGUCUCAAGGUCAAGGCUCUUCAGCACGUUGCCACUACGAACGAUGUAUUUGAAACAGAGAAGAAGCACUACAUCACAAUUUUUGUGUCCUGCCAGAUGGUUAAUGAGAGCGACCAACCCCAGAUCCUUGAACCACAGAAGUGUGAGGGCUGGUACUGGAAGUCAUGGGAUGAUCUCAAGAAGAUUCAUGCUACGGAAAAGAACGGGGAGAAGUUGUUUUUGCCGCUCAUCAAUCUGUUGGCGCAGGGACAAACUGUGGAGGAUUUGAAGGUUAAGGUGUAGCCAAUAACUUCCCCCCCAGGGAGCAAAAGAACUUCUGCUGUUAAACCAAGGUACCAGAAAUACCUAAUCUAAGAUCCACUCAUUCUAUACUAGAUUAUAAUGACUUUACCCAAGUCUUUUUGUCACUCAGGAUAGAGGUCUCAAGUUUUCUUACUUUGCC